This is a messenger RNA of Penicillium roqueforti, 735 nucleotides long. RefSeq lists its product as uncharacterized. NCBI's taxonomy places the organism in Eukaryota, Fungi, Ascomycota, Eurotiomycetes, Eurotiales, Aspergillaceae. The record is from RefSeq and is a predicted model, not a curated record. The transcript is spliced from 2 exons. The coding region runs from base 1 to 735 and encodes 244 amino acids.
AUGUCCUCAUCUAAGCACGUUGUCUUCGACAUCGUUGGUACUCUUGUCUCAUACGAUAAUGUUUUCGACGCCAUUGAUACCCGAUUGGGAGACCGAUUGCGCGCAGAGGGAAUCAAGCCCCGUCUGCUGGGAUUUACCUGGAUGGAAGCAGCCGAGCGCGAAUACACCAAUCUAAGUCUUGCCCAAAGCUACGUCCCCUUCGGUCAAGUCUUCCGCACCCUAUUCUAUCGUAUGCUCUGGAUGGCUGGCAUUGCUGAGCCACGGACCUGGGCUUCCCCCGAAGAUCUGGAGUAUAUAAUGGCGGAAUACCAACUUCUCAAGUUCCGUCCAGGUGCGGCAGAGUGUGUUCAGAAGCUGCGUGAUGCAGGCUUUACCGUGUGGGCUUUUACCGCAGCUGAUAUCAAGCGUGUUGGGGGCUAUUUCAAGAACGCGGGCGUUGAGCUGCCUGCGGAGAACUUGCUCUCUUGUGAUGACGUCGGUGUGGGUAAGCCUGACUUGGCGGCUUAUCGUCCUUUGCUGGAGAAGCUGAAGUCGGAGAAUGAUGGGAAGACGCCUUGGUUUGCGGCGGCGCAUAUGUGGGAUGUCUCUGCGGCGAGGAAGGCUGGAUUUAAGGGGGCUUACUGCUCUGUAUGGGAGAAGGAGUCUCUGUCAGAACUUUUUGGAGAAAUGGAUGUUUUGGACGAGACUUUGCCAGGGAUGGCAGAGAAGAUCAUUGCCCACCAGGCGUCAUCUUGA